Molecule: messenger RNA, 768 nt
Organism: Monoraphidium neglectum
Lineage: Eukaryota; Viridiplantae; Chlorophyta; Chlorophyceae; Sphaeropleales; Selenastraceae
Product: malate dehydrogenase (oxaloacetate-decarboxylating)(NADP+)
Exons: 6
Coding region: 1-768 (255 amino acids)
Molecular function (GO): NAD binding; malate dehydrogenase (decarboxylating) (NAD+) activity
Source: RefSeq, a predicted model, not a curated record
AUGGAGGGCAAGGCUGUGCUGUUCAAGAAGUUUGCUGACCUGGACGCCUUUGACAUCGAGGUCGCGGAGGAGGACCCCAAGAAGCUGGUGGACAUUGUGGUGGCGCUUGAGCCUACGUUUGGUGGCAUCAACCUGGAGGACAUCAAGAGCCCAGAGUGCUUCUACGUCGAGAGGGAGUGCCAGCGGCGCAUGGCCAUACCCGUGUUCCACGACGACCAGCACGGCACCGCCAUCGUCGCCGGCGCAGGCCUCAUCAACGCGAUGGAGCUGGUGGGCAAGGACAUGGCGGACGUGAGGGUCACGGUCUGUGGCUGCGGGGCCGCGGGCUACUCCUGCGCCAAGCAGUUCCUGGCGCUGGGCAUACGCAGGGACAACCUGCUGGCUGUGGACGUAAAGGGCGUGGUGUACGCGGGGCGUGAGGACAUCACCCCCGACAACUACCUGUAUGACGUGGCGGCCAACACAGACAAGCGCACGCUGCAGGAGGCCGUGGAGGGUGCGGACGUGUUCCUGGGCCUGAGUGCGGGCAACCUGCUGACCCCCGAGAUGCUGCUGACCAUGGCGCGGGACCCCGUGGUCUUCGCCUGCGCCAACCCUGUGCCGGAGAUCGACCCCGACCUGGCCGUGGCGACGCGCGCUGACGUCAUCGUGGCCACGGGGCGCAGCGACUUCCCGAACCAGAUCAACAAUGGUGUGUGUGCACGUGUGCGCGCGUGUGUGUGUGUGUGUGUGUGCGCGCGCACACGCACUUGUGAGUGUGCAAGUUGA